CAAAAGGCAGCAGAGAACUGAAGCUGCAAAGCUCGGAAAGCGUCAACAAACCACGGAAAGUUGCUGUGAGGGAGGCAUUUUGUAUUAUUUCGUCUUCAGUGCUGCGUCGCAUCAUGCACAGACUUUAUUUUUGGUGUGUUUGUUUUUUAAAAAAAAAAUCACCUUUAACUUUUGUGCCCCUUUUCUUGUUGCUAGUACAGAAAACACGGCGCAAACUUAUCGUACACCGACACAUAUUUGUCCAGAGGGGAGCCCCCACAUCACCACCUUUCGUUCUCAUCAUUUCUCUGACUCCCCUCCUCCCUCUGCAUAUCUUUCACAUGCUGUGCAGAGGCCAGAUUGACACAGCAGUUUCAGCCCAGGCUACACGCAGGAGCGUGCUCAGUGGCGGGGUUAUACAAUCCGCCAAGGAGGACAAUAACGGAUUAAAAGGAAGGAAUGAUGAAAAAGCGGUGAAGAAGAAACAACUAAAUGAGAGUGAAAGAAAGGAAGAAGGAAAAGAGAAAGUCAUGCACCAGACAACAAGUCGCUGUGGACAGUGCAAAGUGGGGAUGUGAGUUUCAAUCAAAGGGAAACUGAAUCCAAACAGAGAAAACAGCAAUCAGCCUGAAAGGUAACGGUCUUCUCCGAGGCCCGAGCAUUGCCUGCCUGCUGGACGCCUGAUCUGUGGGAGUAAUCAGACCGGCCUCCCACCAAAACCUCAAAUGAGGGAUUAUUGUUGCCAUGGGAACAAGUACAGCAUCGUGUCAAACAACAUACCGGACGAGGAGCGUCUAAAGAUCUGCGCCUUGGAUCUCAAUAACGGUCACACUUCCUCUGACGUGCGCUCACACUCAGCCUGUGGCACGGAAUUAGACAGCAGCAGCAGGAGGAGGAGGCGGCGGCGGCGGCGGUCAGGAGCCUCCGGCGCUGCUGUCCCCGGCGCACGGGGACAAGGAGGGAUGAGCAACUACAACGGGAGGGUUCUGACAAGGGGCUCGAGCCAGGUUCGCAGCCGCUUUGUCAAGAAGAACGGCCAAUGUAAUGUGGUCUUCACUAACAUGGAGGAAAAGAGGCAGCGCUACCUGGCCGACAUCUUCACCACCUGCGUGGACAUCCGCUGGAGAUACCUGCUGUUCCUAUUCUGCGCCAGCUUCAUCAUCUCCUGGUUGUUCUUCGGCAUCAUCUUUUACAGCGUCUCCCUCUCCCACGGGGACUUUGAGGAGCGCCUCGCGGUCAAGGGCGAAGGGCUAGCGACGAGCGGGCCGCGGUCACCCAACUCGGCACGCGCGACGGCAGGCCAGGCCAAAAGGAUGCCUUGCAUCCUCCACGUCCAGGGAUUUGUUGGCGCCCUCUUGUUUUCCAUGGAGACGCAGACCACCAUCGGCUACGGCUGGCGCUGCGUGACCGAAGAGUGCCCCUUGGCCGUCAUCACGGUGGUCGUUCAAUCCAUCGUGGGCUGCAUCAUUGACUCCUUCAUGAUCGGCACCAUUAUGGCCAAGAUGGCGCGCCCAAAGAAACGAAACCAGACACUCUUGUUCUCCAAAAACGCCGUCAUCGCCCUUCGCGAUGGCAAGCUCUGCCUCAUGUGGAGGGUGGGGAACCUGCGUAAGAGCCACAUCGUGGAAGCUCACGUCCGGGCGCAGCUUAUACGCUCCUACGUCACGGCGGAAGGAGAAUUCGUCCCGCUGGAGCAGAUUGACCUCAACGUGGGCUACGACGAAGGCACGGACAGGUUGUUUCUCGUCUCGCCGCUGGUGAUCGUCCACGAGAUAGACGAAGACAGCCCCUUGUACGCCGUGAGCCGAAUUGAUCUGGAGACGGAUGAAUUUGAGAUUGUUGUGAUCCUCGAGGGAAUGGUGGAGGCCACCGCCAUGACCACCCAGUUCCGCAGCUCUUACCUUUCCAGGGAGAUCUUCUGGGGCCACAGGUUCGAGCCUGUCAUCUACGAGGACCGCAACUGCUACAAGGUCGACUACGCACGCUUCGACAAGACUUACGAGGUGCCGUCGACGCCCCACUUCAGCGCCAAAGAGCUCGAGCGGACCGUGAGUCGGGCGUCCUCUGUGGUUUCGCCCAUCUCGGCGUGCAGGUCUUCAAAAAGCUUGAUCCCAUGUUCGGUCAGUACCUUCUGCUAUGAGAACGAGGUCGCGCUGAGCUGCGGGGAAGAAGAAGAAGAAGAAGAAGAUGACAUCUUUGACUCUUCUCACCUCGUCGUGAAGGAAAGAGCGGAGGAGAGAAGGACUUCGGUCGACUUCCAGAACAUGUUUCAGGACACGGCCACCAUGACAUCGGGGAGCCACAAUGUCAUGUGUGUUCUCGACAUGGACAAUAACCAGAUAGAGUUUGACAUCCUACAGGCGGCCAUUCCGCUUGAUCCAGUGACGUAUAAGAACGAGCCAGAGAUUUGAAGACGUACACUUAAUACCGUCUUGCAGUUUGGCAUUUGGUAUACAGCGGAGAAAUCAU
Molecule: messenger RNA, 2448 nt
Organism: Hippocampus comes (tiger tail seahorse)
Lineage: Eukaryota; Metazoa; Chordata; Actinopteri; Syngnathiformes; Syngnathidae
Gene: kcnj4
Product: potassium inwardly rectifying channel subfamily J member 4
Exons: 3
Coding region: 705-2390 (561 amino acids)
Biological process (GO): regulation of monoatomic ion transmembrane transport; potassium ion import across plasma membrane
Cellular component (GO): plasma membrane
Molecular function (GO): inward rectifier potassium channel activity
Source: RefSeq, a predicted model, not a curated record